Molecule: messenger RNA, 567 nt
Organism: Macrosiphum euphorbiae (potato aphid)
Lineage: Eukaryota; Metazoa; Arthropoda; Insecta; Hemiptera; Aphididae
Source: the annotation of a GenBank genome assembly
AUGGCUAGUGAAGAAUACACUGGUAAACCAUACAAAAUAAUUGAUUCAAAGCGUGAACACAAAAUUGGUAUCGUAGCAACUUCAUUGUCUGAUUUUAUGACUAAAGCUCAACAAAAACUUAAUAUAAAUGAAAAUGAACCUAUUAAAGUUGUUCUUGAAUCUGAUGGCACUGAAAUUGAUGAGGAAGACUAUUUUGACACUUUGGAAACAAAUACAUUAAUUAUGAUUUUAAAAUCUGACCAAAAAUGGAGUCCAUACGAUAUAAGCUUUAAAUUUGCAGACGAUCAAAUUGAUGGCACACAGAGUUUAAACAGUUUGAUUCGACGUCUGCAAAACGAUAUAGGUCAAAUAGCAUUUUUGAGUGGUUGCGAUCUUGAACUUUUAUCUGAUAUGGAUCCAGAAAGUUUGGUUGAUUUGGCGUUUGAUAGGUCAUUUCUAGAUCAAGUUAAAGAAGCUAGUGGACGGUUUCUUUAUGAAAAACGUGAAGCUCAAGAUGCAAUAAAUUUGCUCAAACUCUAUCAUGCCUCGACAAUCGGGCAAAAUUCAACCAAGAAAAGUAAAGUUUAA